Molecule: messenger RNA, 26085 nt
Organism: Patiria miniata (bat star)
Lineage: Eukaryota; Metazoa; Echinodermata; Asteroidea; Valvatida; Asterinidae
Exons: 102
Coding region: 179-24124 (7981 amino acids)
Molecular function (GO): calcium ion binding; protein binding
Source: RefSeq, a predicted model, not a curated record
UGACGAAAAAGCAGACGACACUUAUUUUUGGGGGGCACAUGCUGCCGCUACUUACUUCUUUCGGAUCGUAGAUGUCGCUAUUCUUGGACAAGAGAACGUCACUUUAUUUCACCAUGGUCCUGGAGGUAGAAUUACCUCCAUGAUUUCACCAACCUACUGACUUCUGUGCAGGUUUGCGAUGAACAAGAGUCAAGAAUGUCUACAAACAGAUAUGGUGCCACCACAAGUAUUUGGCUGUCCUGGUACAGAUAUAGCAGGAACAACUUUGACCACCACAUCACAGGCGUCAACUGCUAUGUGGAACACACCCAGUGGCUUCAAUAUUCAGCCCGGACCAAUUUUUGCACCCGUAUUUGAGUUUUCCAACAUCUAUAGUCAGACAUCAGAGUCCACGCAAUUCAAUUAUGGCUUCACUACCGUUGGUUAUCGGUUUGUAGAUAACGGUCCAACAAGUCCUCCGCAAAACAGUGCUUUCUGCACGUUCUUUGUGAGGACUGGAGUCAACAAUGAUGGUACCAUUCCAACAGUGCUCAACUGCCCAGGGAGCAUCACUCAGCCUAUAGCAUCCAGCCAAACUACUGCAGUGGUGAGCUGGACUGAGCCAAGUACCACAGACAAUAAUGGCGUAGUGCGACGUUCCUGGCGGUCACAUGCCCCCAACACUGCCUUUCCUGUUGGAACUACCCAGGUUACUUAUCAGUGGAUCGACCCAAGCAAUCCCAACUCACCAGCCCAGUGCAUGUUCACAGUGACUGUUUCCACUACAGGAACGGAUGGUGUGGUGCCUUCUUUGACCUGCCCUGCUGAUGUGGUUGCUAGUGCAAGUGGCAUUGCCACCUGGACUCCACCAACACCAACUGAUGCUUCAGGGAUCGCUUCCACAACCUCAACUUUAACCCCAGGAUCAGUAGUCCAGGAGGGUUUCACCACUGUCACCUACAAUACUGUUGAUGGUUCUGGCAACCGAGCCUCCUGUUCUUUCAUAGUGCGAAGAGCAGUAACCGGCGCUUACGGGCCGGUCAUCACAAGCUGUCCAAAUAAUAUCCAGCAGACAGUGACCAGUGGCGCCAGUGGUUUUGUGACAUGGACAGAACCAACAGCUUACGAUGACGGUGGGCAUGUGCGGCUUGUCAUGCAGACUCACUCUCCCAACACUGCUUUCCCUGUUGGCACAACACCAGUGGAAUACCUCUUCCAAGAUCCAACAGGGAGCACUGCUAGAUGUGUCUUCACGGUUGAACUCACUGUUACAGGUGGUGGUGACACCACACUACCGACAUUUACUAACUGUCCCACAACAUCGCCUGUCUUCACAAUCACUAGUGGGUCAACGACGUUUGUAAUUUGGCCUGUACCACAAGCAACAGACAACCAAGGCACACCCACUGUGACACAGAUUCUAGGGGUUUCUCCUGGCACUAGCUUGGCUGCUGGACAAUACACCAUCCGGUACCAAGCCCAAGAUGCAGCUGGUAACACUGCAUUUUGCAUGUUCACCGUCUUGGUUCAACAAGGUGGUGGUGACACCACACUACCGACAUUUACUGACUGUCCUACUACGUCACCCACCUUCAUGAUCCCAACGGGGUCCACCACGACGUUUGUAAGUUGGGCUGUACCACAAGCAACAGACAACCAAGGCACACCCACUGUGACACAGAUUCAAGGGGUUUCUCCUGGCUCUAACUUGGCUGUUGGACAAUACACCAUCCGGUACCAAGCCCAAGAUGCAGCUGGUAACACUGCAUUCUGCAUGUUCACCGUCUUGGUUCAACAAGCUGGUAACACAGGCAUAUGCAACCCCAAUCCAUGUAGGGAUAACGCCAACUGUUUCACCAGAACUUCAGCGGAAGGCUACGUCUGCGAGUGUAAUAUGCCGAAUCAAGCUGGAUACAAUUGCGAGGUGCAAACAGAAAAUCAGGAAGUGUUCACCUGCUAUGGGUCUCAGUGUUCAAGCGGCAGCUUCAUAUCUCUAAAUUACCCAAAUAACUACCCAAAUCGCUACAGAGCACAGUACCUCCUCUAUGUUCCUGGAGCAAGUGGAUUCACUUUCACAUUUGACACAGCCUUUCAAAUUGAGACUGAUAAAGAUGAGCUGUACAUUGGCAGAGGUUUAACUCCACCCAUCAGCGAAUUCAAUGGUGUAAACACCACUGUUGACGGCGUCUUCUUCUUUGAAGGCUAUAACGCCCCCAAUCCUGUGACAGUCACAAACACUGACACGAUAUGGAUGUACUUUCUCUCUGACAAAAACCUCCCAUAUAUUGGCUUUCGAGUGAGCUGGCAAAUUCUUGACACGCAGCCCCCAGUCAUAACAGGAUGUCCAGGUAAUCUCGUCAGACAAACCUUUACCAAUGCUCCCUUAAGAGUCACCUGGCCAGCUAUAACAGCAACAGAUGCGUCUGCCUUCACUGUCUCUGCAUCCCACUCAUCUGGAGAUCUCUUUCCUAUCGGCACAACACCUGUGACUUUUACAUUUGUGGACGCGGGCGGUCAAUCCUCCAUUUGCCAAUUUUCUGUCAUUGUUCGCUUGGUUGACAAUGAUCCACCUGUGAUCUCCGGUUGUCCUGAUGAUUUCUCUAGGACAACCUCAAAUAUGCAAGGCCUCACUGUCUUCUGGACACCACCGACUGCAACAGACGUUAGUUCUUUUGACACACGGUCAACACAUACGCCGGGACAACUUUUUCCUGUUGCAGCAACUCAAGUCACAUACACUUUUACUGAUGUAAAUGGGCUUUCCUCAACAUGCGCUUUUACUGUCACUGUCGUGUUCGUUGACAAUACGCCACCAGUGAUUUCGGGAUGCCCAGGCAAUUUAGUAUUCACCACCAAUACUUUCGGAGGGACUGCUUUUGUCACCUGGACACCACCUACUGCAACAGAUGACAGUCCAGUUACACAAACAUCCACUCAUAAUCCUGGGCAACAACUUCCCGUUGGCAGAACUGAAGUUGUGUAUACUUUCACCGAUACCAAUGGCCAGGCAUCCAUGUGUUCAUUCAUUGUUGAAGUGGUAUUCGUUGACAUUGAUGAUCCAUUCUUUGAUAACUGUCCCACUUCGUUCACUGUGACGGCCCCUUUUAAUGCUGGUGCAGACAUUGAGGUGACAUGGACAGCACCUACGGCUAUGGAUAAUGCUGGACCACCAACAGCUAUUCUGAUUUCCCAUAAUCCGGGGGACAGGUUUCUUGUUGGCCAAGUGACCACUGUCCUCUACAGAUACACCGAUGCGGCUGGCAACACAGGCGACUGUCGGUUUGAUGUGACCGUUACACGUGCUGUGGACAACGUGCCUCCUGUGAUCAACUGCCCAGCCAACAUCAUUCGAGAAGUCACGACUGGCACUCGGAAUGGAGUUGAAGUAACGUGGAAUUUACCCAUAGCCACAGACAACACUGGAUCUACGCCAACUGUCAUUCUGACCUCAGAUCAACAGCUGGGACCCGGUGCCUUCUUCCAGUUCGGAACUUACACCAUUGCUUAUAGCGCCGUUGAUGGGGCAAGCAAUUCGGCUCAAUGUUCCUUUACUGUAACUGUUGUGGAUCGAGUACCACCUGUACUCAAUUGCCCACCCAACCUUGUAAGAGAAGUCACCAGUGGCAAUCAGAAUGGAAUUCAAGUGUCAUGGAAUGUUCCUACAGCUACAGACAACAGUGGAGCUGCACCAAAUGUCUUCCUGACCUCAAAUUCACAGCAAACUCCGGGUUCCUUCUUUGCAUUUGGAACGUACACUAUAACAUAUACUGCCAGUGAUGGUUCAGGCAAUUCCAUGUCCUGUUCUUUUACUGUUAAUGUUGUGGAUCGUGUACCACCUGUGAUCACUUGCCCAGCUGACAUCACCCAACGAGUCACGACUGGUAAUCGGAAUGGAAUUGAAGUACAAUGGAGUCCUGCAACAGCCACAGACAACAGUGGAGCUGAACCAAAUGUCUUUCUGGGCUCAAAUUCACAACAAGGACCAGGUUCCUUUUUCCAGUUUGGAACCUACACCAUUACCUAUUUUGCCACAGAUGGGGCAGGCAAUUCCAUUCCAUGUUCUUUUACUGUGACAGUUGUUGACGAAGUACCACCUUCAGUCCAAUGCCCAGGGAAUGUGGCGUUUAGCAUACCAUUUACAGCUAAUGAUAGGGAGGUGGACUGGAGUGAGCCAGUUGUAUCUGACAAUUCUGGAACUGUCAGUUUCGUCUCAAGGACCCAUGAACCUAAUAGCCGUUUCCAACCUGGUAUUACUACUGUAAUGUAUACCUACCGUGACCCAUCAGGCAACACAGAAUCCUGUACUUUCACUGUAACAAUAACCCGACUGGAUGGCGUGCCGCCUGUGAUUAACUGCCCAGCCAACGUCUUACAAGAAGUCACGACUGGCAAUCGGAAUGGAAUUGAAGUGACAUGGAAUUUACCCACAGCCACAGACAACAGUGGAAUACAACCAACUAUCUCCUUGACGUCAAAUGCACAGUUAGGACCUGGUUCGUUCUUUCCAUUUGGAAGCUACACAAUUACUUACAGAGCUACUGAUGCGGAAGGGAAUUCCGAGUCAUGUUCCUUUAUUGUUACUGUUGUGGAUCGAGUACCACCUGUACUCAAUUGCCCAUCCAAUAUUAUACAAGAAGUCACCAGUGGCAAUCGGAAUGGAAUUGAAGUGUCAUGGACUGUUCCUACAGCUACAGACAACAGUGGAGCUGCACCAAAUGUCUUCCUGACCUCAAAUUCACAGCAAACUCCGGGUUCCUUCUUUGCAUUUGGAACAUACACUAUAACAUAUACUGCCAGUGAUGGUGCAGGCAAUUCCAUGUCCUGUUCUUUUACUUUGACAGUUGUGGAUCGUGUACCACCUGUGAUCACUUGCCCAGCUGACAUCACCCAACGAGUCACGACUGGUAAUCGGAAUGGAAUUGAAGUACAAUGGAGUCCAGCAACAGCCACAGACAACAGUGGAGCUGUACCAAAUGUCUUUCUGGGCUCAAAUUCACAACAAGGACCUGGCUCCUUCUUUCAGUUUGGAACCUACAGCAUUCUCUACAUUGCCUCAGAUGGGGCAGGCAAUUCCAUGACAUGUUCUUUUACUGUGACAGUUGUUGACGGAGUACCACCUUCAGUCCAAUGCCCAGGGAAUGUCGCGUUUACCAUACCAUUUACAGCUAAUGAUAGGGAAGUGGACUGGAGUGAGCCAGUUGUAUCUGACAAUUCUGGAACUGUCAGUUUCGUCUCAAGGACCCAUGAACCUAAUAGCCGUUUCCAACCUGGUAUUACUACUGUAAUGUAUACCUACCGUGACCCAGCAGGCAACACAGAAUCCUGUACUUUCACUGUAACAAUAACCCGACUGGAUGGCGUGCCGCCUGUGAUUAACUGCCCAGCCAACAUCUUACAAGAAGUCACGACUGGCAAUCGGAAUGGAAUUGAAGUGACAUGGAAUUUACCCACAGCCACAGACAACAGUGGAAUACAACCAACUAUCUCCUUGACAUCAAAUGCACAGUUAGGACCUGGUUCGUUCUUUCCAUUUGGAAGCUACACAAUUACUUACAGAGCUACUGAUGCGGAAGGGAAUUCCGAGUCAUGUUCCUUUACUGUUACUGUUGUGGAUCGAGUACCACCUGUACUCAAUUGUCCAUCCAAUAUUAUACAAGAAGUCACCAGUGGCAAUCGGAAUGGAAUUGAAGUGUCAUGGACUGUUCCUACAGCUACAGACAACAGUGGAGCUGCACCAAAUGUCUUCCUGACCUCAAAUUCACAGCAAACUCCGGGUUCCUUCUUUGCAUUUGGAACAUACACUAUAACAUAUACUGCCAGUGAUGGUGCAGGCAAUUCCAUGUCCUGUUCUUUUACUUUGACAGUUGUGGAUCGUGUACCACCUGUGAUCACUUGCCCAGCUGACAUCACCCAACGAGUCACGACUGGUAAUCGGAAUGGAAUUGAAGUACAAUGGAGUCCAGCAACAGCCACAGACAACAGUGGAGCUGUACCAAAUGUCUUUCUGGGCUCAAAUUCACAACAAGGACCUGGCUCCUUCUUUCAGUUUGGAACCUACAGCAUUCUCUACAUUGCCUCAGAUGGGGCAGGCAAUUCCAUGACAUGUUCUUUUACUGUGACAGUUGUUGACGGAGUACCACCUUCAGUCCAAUGCCCAGGGAAUGUCGCGUUUACCAUACCAUUUACAGCUAAUGAUAGGGAAGUGGACUGGAGUGAGCCAGUUGUAUCUGACAAUUCUGGAACUGUCAGUUUCGUCUCAAGGACCCAUGAACCUAAUAGCCGUUUCCAACCUGGUAUUACUACUGUAAUGUAUACCUACCGUGACCCAGCAGGCAACACAGAAUCCUGUACUUUCACUGUAACAAUAACCCGACUGGAUGGCGUGCCGCCUGUGAUUAACUGCCCAGCCAACAUCUUACAAGAAGUCACGACUGGCAAUCGGAAUGGAAUUGAAGUGACAUGGAAUUUACCCACAGCCACAGACAACAGUGGAAUACAACCAACUAUCUCCUUGACAUCAAAUGCACAGUUAGGACCUGGUUCGUUCUUUCCAUUUGGAAGCUACACAAUUACUUACAGAGCUACUGAUGCGGAAGGGAAUUCCGAGUCAUGUUCCUUUACUGUUACUGUUGUGGAUCGAGUACCACCUGUACUCAAUUGCCCAUCCAAUAUUAUACAAGAAGUCACCAGUGGCAAUCGGAAUGGAAUUGAAGUGUCAUGGAAUGUUCCUACAGCUACAGACAACAGUGGAGCUGCACCAAAUGUCUUCCUGACCUCAAAUUCACAGCAAACUCCGGGUUCCUUCUUUGCAUUUGGAACGUACACUAUAACAUAUACUGCCAGUGAUGGUGCAGGCAAUUCCAUGUCCUGUUCUUUUACUUUGACAGUUGUGGAUCGUGUACCACCUGUGAUCACUUGCCCAGCUGACAUCACCCAACGAGUCACAACUGGUAAUCGGAAUGGAAUUGAAGUACAAUGGAGUCCAGCAACAGCCACAGACAACAGUGGAGCUGUACCAAAUGUCUUUCUGGGCUCAAAUUCACAACAAGGACCUGGCUCCUUCUUUCAGUUUGGAACCUACAGCAUUCUCUACAUUGCCUCAGAUGGGGCAGGCAAUUCCAUGACAUGUUCUUUUACUGUGACAGUUGUUGACGGAGUACCACCUUCAGUCCAAUGCCCAGGGAAUGUCGCGUUUACCAUACCAUUUACAGCUAAUGAUAGGGAAGUGGACUGGAGUGAGCCAGUUGUAUCUGACAAUUCUGGAACUGUCAGUUUCGUCUCAAGGACCCAUGAACCUAAUAGCCGUUUCCAACCUGGUAUUACUACUGUAAUGUAUACCUACCGUGACCCAGCAGGCAACACAGAAUCCUGUACUUUCACUGUAACAAUAACCCGACUGGAUGGCGUGCCGCCUGUGAUUAACUGCCCAGCCAACAUCUUACAAGAAGUCACGACUGGCAAUCAGAAUGGAAUUGAAGUGACAUGGAAUUUACCCACAGCCACAGACAACAGUGGAAUACAACCAACUAUCUCCUUGACAUCAAAUGCACAGUUAGGACCUGGUUCGUUCUUUCCAUUUGGAAGCUACACAAUUACUUACAGAGCUACUGAUGCGGAAGGGAAUUCUGAGUCAUGUUCCUUUACUGUUACUGUUGUGGAUCGAGUACCACCUGUACUCAAUUGCCCAUCCAAUAUUAUACAAGAAGUCACCAGUGGCAAUCAGAAUGGAAUUCAAGUGUCAUGGAAUGUUCCUACCGCUACAGACAACAGUGGAGCUGCACCAAAUGUCUUCCUGACCUCAAAUUCACAGCAAACUCCGGGUUCCUUCUUUGCAUUUGGAACAUACACUAUAACAUAUACUGCCAGUGAUGGUGCAGGCAAUUCCAUGUCCUGUUCUUUUACUGUUAAUGUUGUGGAUCGUGUACCACCUGUGAUCACUUGCCCAGCUGACAUCACCCAACGAGUCACGACUGGUAAUCGGAAUGGAAUUGAAGUACAAUGGAGUCCUGCAACAGCCACAGACAACAGUGGAGCUGAACCAAAUGUCUUUCUGGGCUCAAAUUCACAACAAGGACCUGGCUCCUUCUUUCAGUUUGGAACCUACAGCAUUCUCUACAUUGCCUCAGAUGGGGCAGGCAAUUCCAUGACAUGUUCUUUUACUGUGACAGUUGUUGACGGAGUACCACCUUCAGUCCAAUGCCCAGGGAAUGUCGCGUUUACCAUACCAUUUACAGCUAAUGAUAGGGAAGUGGACUGGAGUGAGCCAGUUGUAUCUGACAAUUCUGGAACUGUCAGUUUCGUCUCAAGGACCCAUGAACCUAAUAGCCGUUUCCAACCUGGUAUUACUACUGUAAUGUAUACCUACCGUGACCCAGCAGGCAACACAGAAUCCUGUACUUUCACUGUAACAAUAACCCGACUGGAUGGCGUGCCGCCUGUGAUUAACUGCCCAGCCAACAUCUUACAAGAAGUCACGACUGGCAAUCGGAAUGGAAUUGAAGUGACAUGGAAUUUACCCACAGCCACAGACAACAGUGGAAUACAACCAACUAUCUCCUUGACAUCAAAUGCACAGUUAGGACCUGGUUCGUUCUUUCCAUUUGGAAGCUACACAAUUACUUACAGAGCUACUGAUGCGGAAGGGAAUUCCGAGUCAUGUUCCUUUACUGUUACUGUUGUGGAUCGAGUACCACCUGUACUCAAUUGCCCAUCCAAUAUUAUACAAGAAGUCACCAGUGGCAAUCAGAAUGGAAUUCAAGUGUCAUGGACUGUUCCUACAGCUACAGACAACAGUGGAGCUGCACCAAAUGUCUUCCUGACCUCAAAUUCACAGCAAACUCCGGGUUCCUUCUUUGCAUUUGGAACAUACACUAUAACAUAUACUGCCAGUGAUGGUGCAGGCAAUUCCAUGUCCUGUUCUUUUACUGUUAACGUUGUGGAUCGUGUACCACCUGUGAUCACUUGCCCAGCUGACAUCACCCUACGAGUCACGACUGGUAAUCGGAAUGGAAUUGAAGUACAAUGGAGUCCUGCAACAGCCACAGACAACAGUGGAGCUGAACCAAAUGUCUUUCUGGGCUCAAAUUCACAACAAGGACCUGGCUCCUUCUUUCAGUUUGGAACCUACAGCAUUCUCUACAUUGCCUCAGAUGGGGCAGGCAAUUCCAUGACAUGUUCUUUUACUGUGACAGUUGUUGACGAAGUACCACCUUCAGUCCAAUGCCCAGGGAAUGUCGCGUUUACCAUACCAUUUACAGCUAAUGAUAGGGAAGUGACCUGGAGUGAGCCAGUUGUAUCUGACAAUUCUGGAACUGUCACUUUCGUCUCAAGGACCCAUGAACCUAAUAGCCGUUUCCAACCUGGUAUUACUACUGUAAUGUAUACCUACCGUGACCCAUCAGGCAACACGGAAUCCUGUUCUUUCACUGUGACAAUAACCCGACUGGAUGGCGUGCCGCCUGUGAUUAACUGCCCAGCCAACAUCUUACAAGAAGUCACGACUGGCAAUCGGAAUGGAAUUGAAGUGACAUGGAAUUUACCCACAGCAACAGACAACAGUGGAAUACAACCAACUAUCACCUUGACAUCAAAUGCACAGUUAGGACCUGGUUCGUUCUUUCCAUUUGGAAGCUACACAAUUACCUACAGAGCUGCUGAUGCGGAAGGGAAUUCCGAGUCAUGUUCCUUUACUGUUACUGUUGUGGAUCGAGUACCACCUGUACUCAAUUGCCCAUCCAAUAUUAUACAAGAAGUCAGCAGUGGCAAUCAGAAUGGAAUUCAAGUGUCGUGGACUGUUCCUACAGCUACAGACAACAGUGGAGCUGCACCAAAUGUCUUCCUGACCUCAAAUUCACAGCAAACUCCGGGUUCCUUCUUUGCAUUUGGAACAUACACUAUAACAUAUACUGCCAGUGAUGGUGCAGGCAAUUCCAUGUCCUGUUCUUUUACUUUGACAGUUGUGGAUCGUGUACCACCUGUGAUCACUUGCCCAGCUGACAUCACCCAACGAGUCACGACUGGUAAUCGGAAUGGAAUUGAAGUACAAUGGAGUCCUGCAACAGCCACAGACAACAGUGGAGCUGAACCAAAUGUCUUUCUGGGCUCAAAUUCACAACAAGGACCUGGCUCCUUCUUUCAGUUUGGAACCUACAGCAUUCUCUACAUUGCCUCAGAUGGGGCAGGCAAUUCCAUGACAUGUUCUUUUACUGUGACAGUUGUUGACGAAGUACCACCUUCAGUCCAAUGCCCAGGGAAUGUCGCGUUUACCAUACCAUUUACAGCUAAUGAUAGGGAAGUGACCUGGAGUGAGCCAGUUGUAUCUGACAAUUCUGGAACUGUCACUUUCGUCUCAAGGACCCAUGAACCUAAUAGCCGUUUCCAACCUGGUAUUACUACUGUAAUGUAUACCUACCGUGACCCAUCAGGCAACACGGAAUCCUGUUCUUUCACUGUGACAAUAACCCGACUGGAUGGCGUGCCGCCUGUGAUUAACUGCCCAGCCAACAUCUUACAAGAAGUCACGACUGGCAAUCGGAAUGGAAUUGAAGUGACAUGGAAUUUACCCACAGCCACAGACAACAGUGGAAUACAACCAACUAUCACCUUGACAUCAAAUGCACAGUUAGGACCUGGUUCGUUCUUUCCAUUUGGAAGCUACACAAUUACCUACAGAGCUGCUGAUGCGGAAGGGAAUUCCGAGUCAUGUUCCUUUACUGUUACUGUUGUGGAUCGAGUACCACCUGUACUCAAUUGCCCAUCCAAUAUUAUACAAGAAGUCACCAGUGGCAAUCAGAAUGGAAUUCAAGUGUCGUGGACUGUUCCUACAGCUACAGACAACAGUGGAGCUGCACCAAAUGUCUUCCUGACCUCAAAUUCACAGCAAACUCCGGGUUCCUUCUUUGCAUUUGGAACAUACACUAUAACAUAUACUGCCAGUGAUGGUGCAGGCAAUUCCAUGUCCUGUUCUUUUACAGUUAACGUUGUGGAUCUUGUACCACCUGUGAUCACUUGCCCAGCUGACAUCACCCAACGAGUCACGACUGGUAAUCGGAAUGGAAUUGAAGUACAAUGGAGUCCUGCAACAGCCACAGACAACAGUGGAGCUGAACCAAAUGUCUUUCUGGGCUCAAAUUCACAACAAGGACCUGGCUCCUUCUUUCAGUUUGGAACCUACAGCAUUCUCUACAUUGCCUCAGAUGGGGCAGGCAAUUCCAUGACAUGUUCUUUUACUGUGACAGUUGUUGACGAAGUACCACCUUCAGUCCAAUGCCCAGGGAAUGUCGCGUUUACCAUACCAUUUACAGCUAAUGAUAGGGAAGUGACCUGGAGUGAGCCAGUUGUAUCUGACAAUUCUGGAACUGUCACUUUCGUCUCAAGGACCCAUGAACCUAAUAGCCGUUUCCAACCUGGUAUUACUACUGUAAUGUAUACCUACCGUGACCCAUCAGGCAACACGGAAUCCUGUUCUUUCACUGUGACAAUAACCCGACUGGAUGGCGUGCCGCCUGUGAUUAACUGCCCAGCCAACAUCUUACAAGAAGUCACGACUGGCAAUCGGAAUGGAAUUGAAGUGACAUGGAAUUUACCCACAGCCACAGACAACAGUGGAAUACAACCAACUAUCACCUUGACAUCAAAUGCACAGUUAGGACCUGGUUCGUUCUUUCCAUUUGGAAGCUACACAAUUACCUACAGAGCUGCUGAUGCGGAAGGGAAUUCCGAGUCAUGUUCCUUUACUGUUACUGUUGUUGAUCGAGUACCACCUGUACUCAAUUGCCCAUCCAAUAUUAUACAAGAGGUCACCAGUGGCAAUCAGAAUGGAAUUCAAGUGUCGUGGACUGUUCCUACAGCUACAGACAACAGUGGAGCUGCACCAAAUGUCUUCCUGACCUCAAAUGCACAGCAAACUCCGGGUUCCUUCUUUGCAUUUGGAACGUACACUAUAACAUAUACUGCCAGUGAUGGUGCAGGCAAUUCCAUGUCCUGUUCUUUUACAGUUAACGUUGUGGAUCGUGUACCACCUGUGAUCACUUGCCCAGCUGACAUCACCCAACGAGUCACGACUGGCAAUCAGAAUGGAAUUGAAGUACAAUGGAGUCCUGCAACAGCCACAGACAACAGUGGAGCUGCACCAAAUGUCUUCCUGACCUCAAAUUCACAGCAAAGUCCGGGUUCCUUCUUUGCAUUUGGAACAUACACUAUAAUAUAUACUGCCAGUGAUGGGACAGGCAAUUCCAUUCCAUGUUCUUUUACUGUGACAGUUGUUGACGAAGUACCACCUUCAGUCCAAUGCCCAGGGAAUGUCGCAUUUACCAUACCAUUUACAGCUAAUGAUAGGGCAGUGACCUGGAGUGAGCCAGUUGUAUCUGACAAUUCUGGAACUGUCACUUUCGUCUCAAGGACCCAUGAACCUAAUAGCCGUUUCCAACCUGGUAUUACUACUGUAAUGUAUACCUACCGUGACCCAUCAGGCAACACGGAAUCCUGUUCUUUCACUGUGACAAUAACCCGACUGGAUGGCGUGCCGCCUGUGAUUAACUGCCCAGCCAACAUCUUACAAGAAGUCACGACUGGCAAUCGGAAUGGAAUUGAAGUGACAUGGAAUUUACCCACAGCCACAGACAACAGUGGAAUACAACCAACUAUCACCUUGACAUCAAAUGCACAGUUAGGACCUGGUUCGUUCUUUCCAUUUGGAAGCUACACAAUUACCUACAGAGCUGCUGAUGCGGAAGGGAAUUCCGAGUCAUGUUCCUUUACUGUUACUGUUGUUGAUCGAGUACCACCUGUACUCAAUUGCCCAUCCAAUAUUAUACAAGAGGUCACCAGUGGCAAUCAGAAUGGAAUUCAAGUGUCGUGGACUGUUCCUACAGCUACAGACAACAGUGGAGCUGCACCAAAUGUCUUCCUGACCUCAAAUGCACAGCAAACUCCGGGUUCCUUCUUUGCAUUUGGAACGUACACUAUAACAUAUACUGCCAGUGAUGGUGCAGGCAAUUCCAUGUCCUGUUCUUUUACAGUUAACGUUGUGGAUCGUGUACCACCUGUGAUCACUUGCCCAGCUGACAUCACCCAACGAGUCACGACUGGCAAUCAGAAUGGAAUUGAAGUACAAUGGAGUCCUGCAACAGCCACAGACAACAGUGGAGCUGCACCAAAUGUCUUCCUGACCUCAAAUUCACAGCAAAGUCCGGGUUCCUUCUUUGCAUUUGGAACAUACACUAUAAUAUAUACUGCCAGUGAUGGGACAGGCAAUUCCAUUCCAUGUUCUUUUACUGUGACAGUUGUUGACGAAGUACCACCUUCAGUCCAAUGCCCAGGGAAUGUCGCGUUUACCAUACCAUUUACAGCUAAUGAUAGGGCAGUGACCUGGAGUGAGCCAGUUGUAUCUGACAAUUCUGGAACUGUCACUUUCGUCUCAAGGACCCAUGAACCUAAUAGCCGUUUCCAACCUGGUAUUACUACUGUAAUGUAUACCUACCGUGACCCAUCAGGCAACACGGAAUCCUGUUCUUUCACUGUGACAAUAACCCGACUGGAUGGCGUGCCGCCUGUGAUUAACUGCCCAGCCAACAUCUUACAAGAAGUCACGACUGGCAAUCGGAAUGGAAUUGAAGUGACAUGGAAUUUACCCACAGCCACAGACAACAGUGGAAUACAACCAACUAUCUCCUUGACAUCAAAUGCACAGUUAGGACCUGGUUCGUUCUUUCCAUUUGGAAGCUACACAAUUACCUACAGAGCUGCUGAUGCGGAAGGGAAUUCCGAGUCAUGUUCCUUUACUGUUACUGUUGUUGAUCGAGUACCACCUGUACUCAAUUGCCCUUCCAAUAUUAUACAAGAGGUCACCAGUGGCAAUCAGAAUGGAAUUCAAGUGUCGUGGACUGUUCCUACAGCUACAGACAACAGUGGAGCUGCACCAAAUGUCUUCCUGACCUCAAAUUCACAGCAAACUCCGGGUUCCUUCUUUGCAUUUGGAACGUACACUAUAACAUAUACUGCCAGUGAUGGUGCAGGCAAUUCCAUGUCCUGUUCUUUUACAGUUAACGUUGUGGAUCGUGUACCACCUGUGAUCACUUGCCCAGCUGACAUCACCCAACGAGUCACGACUGGCAAUCAGAAUGGAAUUGAAGUACAAUGGAGUCCUGCAACAGCCACAGACAACAGUGGAGCUGCACCAAAUGUCUUCCUGACCUCAAAUUCACAGCAAAGUCCGGGUUCCUUCUUUGCAUUUGGAACAUACACUAUAAUAUAUACUGCCAGUGAUGGGACAGGCAAUUCCAUUCCAUGUUCUUUUACUGUGACAGUUGUUGACGAAGUACCACCUUCAGUCCAAUGCCCAGGGAAUGUCGCGUUUACCAUACCAUUUACAGCUAAUGAUAGGGCAGUGACCUGGAGUGAGCCAGUUGUAUCUGACAAUUCUGGAACUGUCACUUUCGUCUCAAGGACCCAUGAACCUAAUAGCCGUUUCCAACCUGGUAUUACUACUGUAAUGUAUACCUACCGUGACCCAUCAGGCAACACGGAAUCCUGUUCUUUCACUGUGACAAUAACCCGACUGGAUGGCGUGCCGCCUGUGAUUAACUGCCCAGCCAACAUCUUACAAGAAGUUACGACUGGCAAUCGGAAUGGAAUUGAAGUGACAUGGAAUUUACCCACAGCCACAGACAACAGUGGAAUACAACCAACUAUCUCCUUGACAUCAAAUGCACAGUUAGGACCUGGUUCGUUCUUUCCAUUUGGAAGCUACACAAUUACCUACAGAGCUGCUGAUGCGGAAGGGAAUUCCGAGUCAUGUUCCUUUACUGUUACUGUUGUGGAUCGAGUACCACCUGUACUUAAUUGCCCAUCCAAUAUUAUACGAGAAGUCACCAGUGGCAGUCAGAAUGGAAUUCAAGUGUCAUGGAAUGUUCCUACAGCUACAGACAACAGUGGAGCUGCACCAAAUGUCUUCCUGACCUCAAAUUCACAGCAAACUCCGGGUUCCUUCUUUGCAUUUGGAACGUACACUAUAACAUAUACUGCCAGUGAUGGUGCAGGCAAUUCCAUGUCCUGUUCUUUUACUUUGACAGUUGUGGAUCGUGUACCACCUGUGAUCACUUGCCCAGCUGACAUCACCCAACGAGUCACGACUGGCAAUCGGAAUGGAAUUGAAGUACAAUGGAGUCCUGCAACAGCCACAGACAACAGUGGAGCUGCACCAAAUGUCUUCCUGACCUCAAAUUCACAGCAAACUCCGGGUUCCUUCUUUGCAUUUGGAACGUACACUAUAACAUAUACUGCCAGUGAUGGUGCAGGCAAUUCCAUGUCAUGUUCUUUUACUGUGACAGUUGUUGACGAAGUACCACCUUCAGUCCAAUGCCCAGGGAAUGUCGCGUUUGACAUACCAUUUACAGCUAAUGAUAGGGAGGUGACCUGGAGUGAGCCAGUUGUAUCUGACAAUUCUGGAACUGUCACUUUCGUCUCAAGGACCCAUGAACCUAAUAGCCGUUUCCAACCUGGUAUUACUACUGUAAUGUAUACCUACCGUGACCCAUCAGGCAACACGGAAUCCUGUUCUUUCACUGUGACAAUAACCCGACGGGAUGGAGUGCCACCAGUGAUUAACUGCCCAGCCAACAUCUUACAAGAAGUCACGACUGGCAAUCGGAAUGGAAUUGAAGUGACAUGGAAUUUGCCCACAGCCACAGACAACAGUGGAAUACAACCAACUAUCUCCUUGACAUCAAAUGCACAGUUUAGACCUGGCUCGUUCUUUCCAUUUGGAAGCUACACAAUUACUUACAGAGCUACUGAUGCGGAAGGGAAUUCCGACUCAUGUUCCUUUACUGUUACUGUUGUGGAUCGAGUGCCACCUGCAAUCACUUGCCCAACCAAUAUUAUACGAGAAGUCACCAGUGGCAAUCGGAAUGGAAUUGAAGUGUCAUGGACUGUUCCUACAGCUACAGACAACAGUGGAGCCGAACCAACAGUGACUUUGUCAUCAAAUCCACAACAAGGACCUGGUUCUUUCUUCCAAUUUGGAAGCUACACAAUUAACUACAGAGCCAUUGAUGGGUCAGGCAACAACGAAGUUUGUUCCUUCACUGUCACUGUUGUUGAUAGGGUGCCCCCUGUCAUCACCUGCCCGGCUGAUAUCAAUGAGGAAGUCUCCACCGGCAAUGACAAUGGAGCUAAUGUGAUCUGGAGUCCACCGACUGCUACUGACAACUCUGGCAGUUCGCCGACUAUCACGCUGACCUCCAAUCCCAACCAAGGACCCAACGCCUAUCUCAUGUUUGGAACCUAUACCAUUACCUACCGAGCUACUGACGGAGCAGGCAAUGCCAACACUUGUAGCUUCCGUGUCAUUGUUCGGGACACUGUGCCACCGAGGGUAGUGUGCCCAGCAAGCUUUACACGGACAGUAAGCAUCGGUGCCACAGGCGCAGCAGUGACCUGGUCCACGCCUACAGCCACAGACAAUGCAGGGGAUGCUACCUUUGUAGAGUCUACCAGAAACUCUGGUGAUUUCCUGCCCGUGGGUGUCACACAAGUGACGUACACAUACGUAGACCUCUUUGGGAACCGUGGCAUGUGCUCCUUUACAGUCACAAUCACUGAAGUGGAUGGAACAACGCCUACACUGCUGUCUUGCCCAUCGGACAUUACCAUCACCAUCCUUGCUGGCACUGCCCCUGUUCAAGUGGACUUUGUAGCGCCCACGGCCACGGACAAUUCAGGCAAUGUCCAACUGGUGUCUAAUACUUUCAACCCCGGGGACAAUUUCCCCGUCGGCAACUCUGUGGUGACCUACCGUUUUGAGGACGCUGCCCAAAACUUUGCAGUGUGCACUUUCACUGUGACUGUCAUGGAGGCCAAUCCUUGUUUGUCCCAGCCCUGCAUGAAUGGCGGGGUAUGUGUGGCAGAGUCAGUCACUGCAUACCGCUGCAUCUGCACACUCUGUUUCUCCGGUACCCAUUGUGAAAACGCUGUUGAUAUCUGCCAGUCCAACAACUGUCAGAAUGGUGGAGCGUGUACAGCGUUUCCUGGCUCAUGUACACAGUAUGAAUGCCAGUGCUCCGACUGCUUCAUCGGACGAUUCUGCGAAACCAUUGUCGACAGCUGUGAAAACAACCAGUGCGCCAAUGGCGCCUCGUGCUCUCCCAGAGUGAACAAUUGUCUGGAGUAUACCUGCCAUUGUCCAGCUUGUUACACUGGACAGUUCUGUCGUAUCCCUGUUUCUCCGUGCACCACCAACAAUUGCCAGAAUGGAGGUAUCUGUCAAGCUCUCACAUCCAGCUCUCCGUUUGCUUGCCAUGAAUACACCUGCGCCUGCUCUGGGUGCUUCACUGGGCAGUGGUGUCAGGAGACUCGUGAUGCUUGCAAUCCCAACCCGUGCUUGAAUGGUGCCGUUUGUACAACCCAGUCAAACGAUUGCUACGCCUACUCCUGCCAGUGUCAGGGCUGCUUCACUGGUUACAAUUGUGAACGAACAAUCGAGUCUCCCUGCCAGCUGAACCCUUGUCAGAAUGGAGGCACCUGCAACACUGUGGUCGGAGCCUGCCGGAGCUACACCUGCCUGUGUCCACUCACCCACACUGGCUCAGAAUGUGAACUCGUCGUCACAGUGAACCCCAAUCCAUGCAACAGCUUCCCGUGUCUAAACGGCGCAACCUGCCUCACCAUGGACGGCACUCACUACAUCUGCGUCUGUCUCAACGGCUUCCUGGGAGAGAACUGCCAGUCCACAACGACUACUCUGCCACAGCUUGAUGGCUGCGGAACUUCACAAUGUUCUAACGGAGGAAUGUGUUACAACAGCUACAACAGUAACUCACGGGGACAAUUCAGAGUUCAGUACACCUGCAUAUGCGCUUCGGGCUUCAGUGGCAGCAAUUGCAAUUUCCAAAUAAGCACAAACCCAAAUUUCAACAUCUGCGCCUUACCAACGCGACCACCUUGCGAGGCAGGUGCACCUUGCUCCAAUGCUUUCCACAGCUUUGACGGCGAUGUCGACUACUUCUGCUCUUGCCCAGACGGGUACAUCGGUCACAACUGUGAGACCAGAUACGGUAAUCCAUGCCUUAGCGCACCUUGUCGCAACGGUGGCACAUGCACAUCGUUCAACACCUACUUCACUUGCCAGUGCGCUAGCGGCUUCGCUGGAACCAUUUGCGAGAUACUAGUCGGUGAUAACACUCCACCAGUCAUCACCGGCUGCCCGUCGUCACUCACUCGCAACCUCCCAACAGGGUCUGCUACCGUAGUCAGCUGGACUGCCCCCCAGGCUACCGACAAUUCGGGCACCGCCAACUUGAUCUACUCUACCCAUCCAAACCCCAGCGGCACCUUCCGCGUCGGUGUCACGGUAGUCAGCUACGUAUUUACUGACCCCAGUGGGAACGACGCCACCUGCACGUUCUUUGUCACCAUCACAAGUGGCGUUACAGACAACAUUCCACCCACAAUCACAAACUGCCCAAUCCAAGGUGUGCGGGCAACCCUCCCAACUGGAGCCACUCGAGUGCAAGUGUCUUGGACGGUGCCAUCCGCCACCGACAACUCUGGGCAGCAAGUAACCAGCACGUCUAAUUACAACCCAAUGAGUACUUUCCCGUUGGGCAACACCAGGGUGACGUACACAUUCACCGAUGCCAGCAGAAAUAGUGCGACCUGUACAUUUGACGUCAUCGUCACAGUGGCACAAGGGGACACCAUUCCCCCCGUCAUCAGUGGCUGUCCAGUGCAAGGUGUGACUGUGACAGCCCCAGCCGGCGCCACCUCGGCUGUCGUGACGUGGACCCAACCCACGGCAGUGGAUAACUCUGGAGGAGUGGUGACGCGCUUAACAAACCGCUCACCGGGCCAGACGUUCUCCGUCGGAACAACGGCUGUCACGUACAUAUUCACUGAUCCGUCUGGAAACAGUGACACCUGUAACUUUAAUGUCAUUGUGUUAUCUGGCGGUGCUGACAACACUCCGCCGAUAGUCAGUGGGUGUCCAGUGCAGGGUGUGACAGCAAUGGCCCCUACAAGUGCUACCUCAGCAGUUGUGAAUUGGCCUGAACCAACGGCAGUGGACAAUUCCGGAGGAGUCGUAACACGCACAUCAACGCGAUCACCAGGCCAAAGCUUUGCCAUUGGAGUGACGAAUGUAGUUUACACAUUUACUGAUCCGUCUCAGAAUGUAGCAACCUGUUCCUUCACUGUCACUGUCACAAGAACCAUAGACAACACAAUACCUGUGAUCAGUGGAUGUCCAACAGAUCGGACUGUAAAUCUCCCAAGUGGUUCGCCCUCUGUAACUGUGUCCUGGACCGAACCUACCGCAACAGACAAUUCUGGAGCGGAACCAACACGGACAGGAAGCCACACACCAGGCCAGAGCUUCACCAGUGGAGUGACAAACGUUGGGUACACAUUCACAGACCCGUCUGGCAACCAGGCCUUCUGUAACUUUAUUGUCACCGUUGUAGGAGGCACUGGAGACACCACCGCCCCAGUGAUCAGUGGAUGUCCAUCGGGUGUGUCUAUAUCUGUCCCAACUGGUGUUACUUCAGCAACAGUGUCUUGGACUGAGCCUACAGCAACAGACAAUUCCGGAGCAGAACCGACACGUACAUCAAGCCACUCGCCGGGCCAGAGCUUCAACGUCGGAACGACAAAUGUGAUAUACACAUUCAGGGAUCCUUCUCAGAAUAUGGCAACCUGUUCCUUCAUUGUCACCGUCCAAGUGGGCGGUGUAGAUAUGACAGCUCCUGUCAUCAGUGGUUGCCCAGCCGAUAUAACUGUCAACCCGGAUGCUGGUCAAACCUUUGCCACUGUAACUUGGACACCACCAACAGCAACAGACAACAGUGGAGCUCAGCCAAAUGUAGCCAGUACUCAUAAUCCCGGGCAAAGAUUUAAUGCUAACACAGUCUCCCGAGUAACCUACACAUUCUGGGAUGCCCGAGUCAACAUUGCCACAUGUCAAUUCAGUAUCACGGUCACAGACGGUAGUGGAGGUGAUAUGACUGCACCGACAGUCAGUGGUUGUCCAUCGGGUGUGUCUGUAACAGCUCCUUCUGGUGCAACAACAGCAACAGCGUCUUGGACCGAACCUACAGCUACCGAUGAUUCCGGGGCAGUACCAACACGUACAUCAAGCCACUCGCCAGGCCAGAGUUUCCCCCUUGGACAGACAAUGGUUGAAUACACAUUCAGGGAUCCAUCUGGCAAUCAGGCCAUGUGUGUCUUUGUUGUCAAUGUUCAAGGAGGCACUGGAGACACCACCGCCCCAGUGAUCAGUGGAUGUCCAUCGGGUGUGUCUAUAUCUGUCCCAACUGGUGUUACUUCAGCAACAGUGUCUUGGACUGAGCCUACAGCAACAGACAAUUCCGGAGCAGAACCGACACGUACAUCAAGCCACUCGCCGGGCCAGAGCUUCAACGUCGGAAUGACAAAUGUGAUAUACACAUUCAGGGAUCCUUCUCAGAAUAUGGCAACCUGUUCCUUCAUUGUCACCGUCCAAGUGGGCGGUGUAGAUAUGACACCUCCUGUCAUCAGUGGUUGCCCAGCCGAUAUAACUGUCAACCCGGAUGCUGGUCAAACCUUUGCCACUGUAACUUGGACACCACCAACAGCAACAGACAACAGUGGAGCUCAGCCAAAUGUAGCCAGUACUCAUAAUCCCGGGCAAAGAUUUAAUGCUAACACAGUCUCCCGAGUAACCUACACAUUCUGGGAUGCCCGAGUCAACAUUGCCACAUGUCAAUUCAGUAUCACGGUCACAGACGGUAGUGGAGGUGAUAUGACUGCACCGACAGUCAGUGGUUGUCCAUCGGGUGUGUCUGUAACAGCUCCUUCUGGUGCAACAACAGCAACAGCGUCUUGGACCGAACCUACAGCUACCGAUGAUUCCGGGGCAGUACCAACACGUACAUCAAGCCACUCGCCAGGCCAGAGUUUCCCCCUUGGACAGACAAUGGUUGAAUACACAUUCAGGGAUCCAUCUGGCAAUCAGGCCAUGUGUGUCUUUGUUGUCAAUGUUCAAGGAGGCACUGGAGACACCACCGCCCCAGUGAUCAGUGGAUGUCCAUCGGGUGUGUCUAUAUCUGUCCCAACUGGUGUUACUUCAGCAACAGUGUCUUGGACUGAGCCUACAGCAACAGACAAUUCCGGAGUAGAACCGACACGUACAUCAAGCCACUCGCCGGGCCAGAGCUUCAACGUCGGAAUGACAAAUGUGAUAUACACAUUCAGGGAUCCUUCUCAGAAUAUGGCAACCUGUUCCUUCAUUGUCACCGUCCAAGUGGGCGGUGUAGAUAUGACACCUCCUGUCAUCAGUGGUUGCCCAGCCGAUAUAACUGUCAACCCGGAUGCUGGUCAAACCUUUGCCACUGUAACUUGGACACCACCAACAGCAACAGACAACAGUGGAGCUCAGCCAAAUGUAGCCAGUACUCAUAAUCCCGGGCAAAGAUUUAAUGCUAACACAGUCUCCCAAGUAACCUACACAUUCUGGGAUGCCCGAGUCAACAUUGCCACAUGUCAAUUCAGUAUCACGGUCACAGAUGGUAGUGGAGGUGAUAUGACUGCACCGACAGUCAGUGGUUGUCCAUCGGGUGUGUCUGUAACAGCUCCUUCUGGUGCAACAACAGCAACAGCGUCUUGGACCGAACCUACAGCUACCGAUGAUUCCGGGGCAGUACCAACACGUACAUCAAGCCACUCGCCAGGCCAGAGUUUCCCCAUUGGACAGACAAUGGUUGAAUACACAUUCAGGGAUCCAUCUGGCAAUCAGGCCAUGUGUGUCUUUGUUGUCAAUGUUCAAGGAGGCACUGGAGACACCACCGCCCCAGUGAUCAGUGGAUGUCCAUCGGGUGUGUCUAUAUCUGUCCCAACUGGUGUUACUUCAGCAACAGUGUCUUGGACUGAGCCUACAGCAACAGACAAUUCCGGAGCAGAACCGACACGUACAUCAAGCCACUCGCCGGGCCAGAGCUUCAACGUCGGAACGACAAAUGUGAUAUACACAUUCAGGGAUCCUUCUCAGAAUAUGGCAACCUGUUCCUUCAUUGUCACCGUCCAAGUGGGCGGUGUAGAUAUGACACCUCCUGUCAUCAGUGGUUGCCCAGCCGAUAUAACUGUCAACCCGGAUGCUGGUCAAACCUUUGCCACUGUAACUUGGACACCACCAACAGCAACAGACAACAGUGGAGCUCAGCCAAAUGUAGCCAGUACUCAUAAUCCCGGGCAAAGAUUUAAUGCUAACACAGUCUCCCGAGUAACCUACACAUUCUGGGAUGCCCGAGUCAACAUUGCCACAUGUCAAUUCAGUAUCACGGUCACAGAUGGUAGUGGAGGUGAUAUGACUGCACCGACAGUCAGUGGUUGUCCAUCGGGUGUGUCUGUAACAGCUCCUUCUGGUGCAACAACAGCAACAGCGUCUUGGACCGAACCUACAGCUACCGAUGAUUCCGGGGCAGUACCAACACGUACAUCAAGCCACUCACCAGGCCAGAGUUUCCCCAUUGGACAGACAAUGGUUCAGUACACAUUCAGGGAUCCAACUGGCAAUCAGGCCAUGUGUGUCUUUGUUGUCAAUGUUCAAGGGUCAGGGACGGAUACAACAGCCCCAGUCGUCAGUGGUUGUCCCACGGCAGAUGUGACGGCCAGAUCACCGAUAGGCGCAUCAACGAUAAUUGUGAGAUGGACUGAACCCAGCGCAACUGAUGACUCUGGAGGACAAGUUAGCGUCACGGCAAGCCACUCACCAGGCCAGAGCUUCCCCGUCGGAAUGACAAAUGUGGUGUACACAUUCAGGGACCCGACUGGAAAUUCGGCAGGCUGUGCCUUUGUUGUAAACGUCAUAGCUGACACUCGUGUCCCAGUCAUCACAGGCUGUCCCACAGCUGCCUCCGGGGUUGCCCCGUCCGGAUCCACCACCGGCACAGCCACGUGGAAUGAGCCAACGGCAGCUGACGACGACAACUUACCGGUACGAGUGGCCCGAUCCCACACCCCCGGUUCUUCGUUCCAGAUCGGUGGCACCACAGUGCGUUACAUAUUCAUGGACUCGGCAGGAAACCAGGCCAUUUGCAGUUUUGUUGUCACCAUCACAUCAUCAGGAGGCGGGGACACGACCCCUCCAACCAUCGUCUGCCCUGCAAGCAUCACCGGUUACGUCAGAGAGAUCACUCAGGUCCUGUCGUUCACCUGGUCCAAUCCCACCGUCUCGGAUGACAGUGGUGUUCAACCCACAGUGACCACCAGCCCAAAUUAUCCUCAGCCCACUGGCACCUUUGAUUUUGGCACGUACCAAAUCACCUACACUGCUGAAGAUGGAGCUGGAAAUAUGGCCUCCUGCACACUCACCAUCAACGUCAUUCUGGACACCCAGCCUCCGACUUUCACAGGUUGCCCGGCUCAACGCCAGUCCCUGUUGCCGUCCGGCAGCGACAGUGUGAUAGUCACAUGGACUGAGCCUGUAGGUUCUGAUAACAUUGGCAUUACCAAUACUGAACGCAGCCAUAGACCAGGAGACAGCUUCGGUUUGGGCAUCACUCAAGUCACCUAUACCUUCUCUGACCGGGCCGGCAAUCAAGCCAGCUGCAUAUUUUCAGUCAAUGUCACAGCACGCACAAGCAACCCGUGCGAGAGUAACCCUUGCUCUGGAUCAACCCCAAGGUGCUUUUACACGAGUGAUGAAUACCUCUGUCUUCCCCCAGUUCGCAAGAGGAGGGACUCUGGUGACGUAGCAAAUGGUCCGUGCGAACACGGGGGUCUGGCAGUUGAAGUCAGCACAGAUCCACCAAGUUUCUACUGUGCCUGCCCUAAUGGCUACACUGGAAUACUGUGUCAGAUCAGGGAAGUGAGUAUCUGUGAACCCAAUCCCUGUGCCAACAAUGGGACCUGCUACCCGACACCCUCCAGUGAGAUAGGAUACGAGUGCGAAUGCCAGCCGGGAUGGGUGGGGCAAGACUGUACAGGAAGGAGUCGGGAUAACAUCCGUGAUCUCCAAGACCGUUCCCCCAUACAUUCCACGAUGACCUGGAUCAUGGUAUCGGUAGCCGGUGUCCUGGCAACCUUCGCUAUUAUCCUAGCUGCGAUGUUCUGUCGCCUGGCUCCCCGCCUCACCAAUCCGAAACUCCGUUAUGACGAAGUCCCCAUCGUUCACUAGGACGAGGCUCUGAAACGGAGCGUCAUUUGUUUAUUUUUAAAAUAAUGACAAUCUAUAAAAGCUUUUCUUUAAGAUGUUUUUAAAAAUUGCUUCUCGCAUAAAUUUCAAAUGGUGACUGCUUAAUAAAAAAUAUAUAUAUUUGGUAGUUAUAUUAGAGAGGUGUUUUUAUACCAAGUUGCUACGAUAAGUGUAUGUUUUAUGAUUUGCUGGUUUAUCACUUAUUGACAGAAAUCAGAUUGCCAACUCCAGAAGUAAAUAUGCACACUGUGUGUUGUAGCUACAUUUUGAUUGUUCACAAGUUGUGGCAGGUUGCAAAUUUGUGUUCAAGUCCUUAAUUAUGAACCCAAAUUUGUGGCAGAGUAAAGUAUGGUUUAGUGUAUUAUGUCACGGGUUAGAACUGGUCGGACAAGUUGUCGUUUUUAACCAAGACAUUAAAGCAUAUGUUGUUUAACUUUCAGAUUAUUUUUGAAACAAAGCAAUAAUAAGAAUUUUAAAUUUCCAUUAAAAAAACAAAUCCUCUAAAAACGUACACAACCUAACAAAUAACUACCGACAGACUUUUUUUAGCACUCGAUACUGCCUGCAAAAUUUUGUUUGAAAUAGAGUGUCAGACACUGUGCAUGGUAUCUUGGCUUUUGUCAGUUUUGUGGUUUUACCAGUUUAAUCAAUAAUUUGUGUUCAGACAACUCCUUAUUAAUGGUGGCUGGUUUUAAAUUAGUCAGAGAAAAUGUUUUAGUUAACGUAUUAAUUAUCUUGUACGUUAGAUAUCUAUUGUUAGAUUUAAAGUGAAUAGAUACAACCAUAUAUGAAGGUUAGUGGGGCUGGUAGCAGUGUUUUUAUCUGCGGCACACAUCGCCAAUGAAUCAUGAUUAUUCAGCUAGUUCGAUGUUUAUUCAUGAGAAUAUAACAAUGACGUCACACCAUUGCUAUCACUCAGUCAUGCAUGUACUUUGCUUUUCACAGAACGGCUUUCGUCGAGCUGCCACAGUGGCCCAUGUCCAUUUUCAUCAAAUAUACUUGUCGGUUGGGAUAAGAUUAAUUGAAGGGAAAACACUAUGAGAACCUAAGUGUCUUCCACCCACACAGCGUGAUAAAUAUUCAUGUUUAGGAUGCGUGAUGUGAUUGGUUAAAAUACGAUGCUGCAAAAAAAAAAAAAAUACUUGAGCUGGUACUGCAAAUUUAUUUUAGUAAUUAAUUGAUUUGCCAUCAGUGUUUACAUGUUAUAUUGUACCACUGGAUGCAAUUCUUUGUUUCAGUCGAUGUUUUUAAAGUUCAUGUGACCGAGUCAAUCAGAACAUUUUCACAAGUUAACAUUUACAGUGCCAAUGUGUUAGUAGCGAAGUAAUGCCAAAAUGCUAUCAAUGAGAUUUUUGUUAAAAUUGGUUAAUAUUUUUAUGGCCAUUUCUUUUAAUUUAAGACAAAUUUAAAAAAAAAUCUGUAUUUUGCUUUGUGCCUAUCUUGGCCCUCCCGGUUUGAUCCCACCCUACAUUAUUCACAUAUUAUUCAGAUGAGGAAGUUUAUACUAUUAAAUAUUUUGCUAGUGAUAUUAAGGAGCACCAAUAUUAAACCACUGAGACUGUGCAAAAGCUUUUUAUUAAAUAAUUUCUUUAUCAAGUUCUGUAGUGAUAGUUAUGAAGCGUAAUGGUAUUCAUUGUAAUUCCCUCUCGGAAAGUAAGCAUGUGACGAACGCAGAUUUCUUAGCUUUUAGAAAUUCAUAAACAGGAUGAAAAGCAAUAAAGGAAUAAAUCAAAGCAAACAUAAUUGCUCGUCAUUAGAAAGUAUUGAUUUAAUUACACACUAGUUGUAUGACAGCUAUGCUUUGCUCAAUUUAAGUCAAUCUGCAUUUUACCUCAUGUUUGCAAUCGUGCAUAAGAUUAUAAGAAGAUCGAUAUUCCUUUAAAGGUCUGUAACGCAUGGGUUUAAUGUCAUUAAAAAUGGAAAUAUAAAGAGAGCAGACGUUU